Microthlaspi erraticum is the source of this 279-nucleotide messenger RNA. NCBI's taxonomy places the organism in Eukaryota, Viridiplantae, Streptophyta, Magnoliopsida, Brassicales, Brassicaceae. The record is from the annotation of a GenBank genome assembly.
AUGCUGAGGAAGUGUCUUCACCCUACUCAAGCCAGAUUUGACAGUGCAUGUGAGGAUUUUAGAGAGGAGGGAAAAGGUUCUGAGGAACAAGAGGAUUCCCUUACUAAGGCUUUUGUGGGAUUGCAGUGGUUCUACAGAGGAGACUUGGGAGCGAGAGGCAAAGAUGAAGUUGAAGUUCAGGAAGUGGUUCGACAAGCAGGUGAGGAUCUCCAGUGUGGUGGCCUUGCGAGGUCGAGGUUUUACGGUCUUCGUGACGUGUUUGUCAUGUUUCGAGGUUGA